This is a messenger RNA of Lolium perenne, 2603 nucleotides long. RefSeq names its product leucine-rich repeat receptor-like protein kinase PXC1. Gene Ontology annotation, molecular function: ATP binding; protein kinase activity; protein binding. The record is from RefSeq and is a predicted model, not a curated record. Gene Ontology annotation, biological process: protein phosphorylation. Lineage: Eukaryota; Viridiplantae; Streptophyta; Magnoliopsida; Poales; Poaceae.
AGGUGUGAAGGUGUACCACCACACCACUAGAAAUCAUCUGAAAUCCUCAACCAAUUCAGCACUUCAGUUUGCUUAGGCGGCGGCCCUUCUUCUUCUCCGGGACUCCAGCUGCGCCCAUCCGAAUUAGUUGGCCCGUCACUACAACCGCGACCAAACUGCCGAGGUGUAGUUCACGUCCAACUCCACCAAUGCAUACUACCAGCACACACUACCACCAUUCCUCUCCUCCUACCACUAGUAUCACCACCACCUGCUGGCCGGCGCCUCCAUGUAUUCUUGCCUUGCACAUCUCGGCAAUCAACCUGCUGUUAGUGUUAGGCUCGAUUUGUAGUAACAUUUGUUUAUACCCACCCUGGUCAUCGUAAGGAAGUGUGGCGUCAAUUCGAUCUGGGAUUUUCAUGCCUGUUACCUGACACAAGUUUACCAAGAACGGCGCAAAUGAAUAAGCCGAGGCGCGAGCUUCGGCUACGGCGGUGGCUGCUGGUUCCGUGGGUCCUCGCGGUUGUGGUAGCUGGCGUGACGACGGCGGACUUGUCGGAGUCGGAGUUGGAGGCAUUCCGCGAUGAGCGUGGCGGGCUAGUGGCGCUGCGGGACGGGCUGCGCUCGGCCAAGGACCUGCACUCCAACUGGACGGGCCCGCCGUGCCACGGCGGGCGCAGCCGGUGGUACGGCGUGUCCUGCGACGACGACGGCCGCGUGGUGAGCCUCGCGCUCGACGCGAUCCAGCUCACGGGCACUCUGCCGGCCGGCGCGCUCCGCGGCGUCGAGCGGCUCGCCGCGCUCAGCCUGCGCGACAACGCCAUCCACGGCAAGCUCCCAGAGCUCGCCGGGCUGGACCGUCUCCGCGUCGUCGACCUGUCGAGCAACCGGUUCUCGGGCCCCAUCCCGCGCCGGUACGCGAGGGCGCUGCCCCAGCUCACGCGGCUCGAGCUCCAGGACAACCUGCUCAACGGCACCGUGCCGGCGUUCGCGCAGAGCGAGCUCAUCGUCUUCAACGUGUCGUACAACUUCCUCCAGGGCAAAGUCCCAGACACGCACGCGCUGCGCCGGUUCCCCGCGAGCGCGUUCGGCCACAAUCUCAAGCUCUGCGGCGAGGCCGUGAAUGCCGCGUGCCGCUCCGGGUCGCCGUCAGCCGGUAGCCGCGACGGUCCGGUCGUCAGGCCGGAUGACGAGUCCGGCGGGCGGCCCGCGCGCCAAUCCAGGAGGUUCAGGCUGGCGGCGUGGAGCGUCGUGGCGAUCGCCCUCAUCGCCGCAAUGGUGCCAUUCGCCGCCGUGCUCAUCUUCCUGCAUCAGACCAAGAAGAGCCGCGAGGUCCGACUCGGCGGCCGGGCCGCACCGGCAGGAGGAGCAGCGGACAUCAAGGACAAGGUUGAGGAAGGUAAGAAGAGCGGCAGCGGCAGCGGCAGCAGUGGCCGGGACGCGCAGGCGCAGCUGCAGUUCUUCCGCGCGGACAAGGCGGCCGGGUUCGACCUCGACGACCUGUUCCGGUCGACGGCGGAGAUGCUCGGCAAGGGCCGGCUGGGGAUCACCUACCGCGUCACGCUCGAGGCCCGCGGCCCCGCCGUCGUGGUCGUGAAGCGGCUGCGCAACAUGGGGAACGUGCCGCGCAAGGACUUCGCGCACACCAUGCAGGUGCUGGGCAAGCUCCGGCACGAGAACGUGGCCGAGCUCGUCGCGUGCUACCACUCCAAGGAGGAGAAGCUCGUCGUCUACGAGCACGUCCCAGGGUGCAGCCUCUUCCAGCUCCUGCACGAGAACAGAGGGGAGGGCAGGAUCCCGCUGCCGUGGCCGGCGAGGCUGUCGAUCGCGAAGGGCAUGGCGCGGGGGCUAGCGUACCUGCACCGGUCGCUGCCGUUCUUCCAUCGGCCGGCGCACGGCAACCUCAAGUCGUCGAACGUGAUCAUCUUCUCGCCACACGGUGGCAAGCAUCUGCAUCAGCACCUGGUGCCGAAGCUCACGGACUAUGGCUUCCUCCCGCUGCUCCCGCACCACGCGCACCGGCUGGCGGCGGCCAAGUGCCCGGAGUACACCCGUGGCAAGCGGCCGUCGUCCCGCGCCGACGUGUUCUGCCUCGGCCUCGUGCUGCUGGAGGUGGUGACGGGGAAGGUGCCCGUGGACGAGGCCGACGGCGACCUGGCCGGGUGGGCACGGCUGGCGCUGAGCCACGAAUGGUCCACGGACAUAUUCGACGUAGAGAUAGUCGGAGAGCUGGACCGGCAUGAGGACAUGCUGAGGCUCACGGAAGUCGCGCUGCUGUGCGCCGCCGUAGAACCCGACAGGCGGCCCAAGAUGCCCGACGUCGUCAGGAUGAUCGAUCACAUCGGCACCGCCGCGGACGAGGAAGGCAGGUGGGAGCUCGCCGUAUGCUGAUCUUGAGCUGUAUGCAUGCGCGUGAAAAUUUGUGCUUCCGCUCGACACGAUCUCUGUUUUUUUUUUUUGGAAGGCUUAGUUUCACACAAAUGUUGUAUCCUUGAGGACAAUUUGUAAAAGAAAGCUUUGGGUUCGUAAAUCCAAUUACAAGAAGAGUACUGUAUUUGAAUUAAAAUAAUACCUAGCUAGUUCACGAGCCACUACGAUUUUGUAUCUCUCCCACAAUGAAUAAA